Ipomoea triloba (trilobed morning glory) is the source of this 1460-nucleotide messenger RNA. Its product is annotated as feruloyl CoA ortho-hydroxylase F6H1-2. The transcript has a single exon. The record is from RefSeq and is a predicted model, not a curated record. Lineage: Eukaryota; Viridiplantae; Streptophyta; Magnoliopsida; Solanales; Convolvulaceae. Bases 245 to 1321 code for a protein of 358 amino acids.
UAAAAUAAACCUCUUUUCAUUAGUACUGAGUAUUUGUAAGUCUUGGAUACCGUAUAUUCUUGUUUAUCCUAGUAACUAAGGUUGUUUUUCGUAGUAUUUAAGGUUGUUUUAUUAAGGUUUAAGGUUGUUUUUGAGGUAAUUAAGGUUUAAGGUUGUUUUUGAGGUAAUUAAGGUUGUUUUUUCGCAGUAAUUAAGGUUGUUUUUGAAGUAAUUAAGGUUGUUUUUUGUAGUAAUUAAGGGAACCAUGCCUGCAAUGUUGUCUUCUGUUCUCUCCAAUAUUACCGAUUUUGUUGUCCACGAAGGCAACGGCGUGAAGGGUCUUGCCGACAUGGGUCUCGAGGCCCUUCCCAAACAAUAUGUUCAGCCGGAGGAGGAACGGAUCACGACCAGCACGGUCAUCGUCGACGACACUAUUCCGGUCAUUGACUUGUCGGAGUGGGGGAGUGAUCCGAAGGUGGGUGAUAUGAUCUGUGAGGCUGCGGAGAAGUGGGGGUUCUUCCAGAUUGUGAAUCAUGGAGUUCCCCUUGAGGUUCUUGAGGAGGUUAAGGCGGCGACUUACCGGUUUUUCCGGUUGCCAGCGGAGGAGAAGAACAAGCAUUCCAAGGAAAAUUCUCCCUCCAAUAAUGUGAGAUAUGGCACCAGCUUUACUCCCCACGCUGAGAAAGCUUUGGAGUGGAAAGAUUUUCUCAGUUUGUUCUACGUUUCCGACGAGGAAGCCGCCGCUCUUUGGCCGUUGGCCUGUCGGGAUGAAGCGCUGACGUUUAUGAGAAACUGUGACGCCGUUAUAAAAAGGUUAUUGAAGUCUCUAAUGAAGGGACUAAACGUAACGGAGAUUGACGGAACCAAAGAAUCUCUGUUAAUGGGUUCAAAGAGAAUUAACAUGAAUUAUUACCCCAAAUGUCCCAACCCGGAGCUCACCGUCGGCGUCGGCCGUCACUCCGACGUCUCCACGCUCACCAUCCUCCUCCAGGACCAAAUCGGCGGACUUUACGUUCGGAAACUGGAUAGCGACACGUGGGUUCACGUCCCGCCGAUCAACGGCGCCAUCGUGAUUAACGUCGGCGACGCGCUUCAGAUCUUGAGCAACGGGCGGUACAAGAGCAUCGAGCACCGCGUGAUCGCUAAUGGAAGCAACAAUAGGAUUUCAGUGCCGAUCUUCGUCAAUCCCCGCCCGAAUGAUAUCAUCGGACCGUUGCCGGAAUUGUUGGAGAGCGGCGAGAAGCCGGUGUACAAGAACGUGCUUUACUCCGACUACGUCAAACAUUUCUUCAGGAAAGCUCACGACGGAAAAGAAACAGUGGAUUUCGCAAAGAUAAAUUAGAUACAAAUUAAACUCCAUCAUCUUCACUGUAAUCUGGUUUUGAAGUUCAUGUUUAUGUUCUGCAUGCAUGUAAUGUAAGAUUUCAUGAAAUAUUCUUAAAUUUUAUCAUUUAUAAAAUUAUUUUCUUUUUCCCACUCUA